GCCAAUUCUUCGAGGACGAACAGGACCGCCACCAUGCUUGCUGCACGACCUGCUACCCGCGCGGCCUCGCGCCUUGCUACGCAGCUGCGCGCCCCCGCUCAGCGACGUUUUGCCAGCACCGCUGAGAACGAGUUCAUCAAGGAGCGCCAGCACAUCAAGGAUCACGCCAAGGGCACGACUGACUUGUGGAAGAAGAUCUCCAUCUACGCCGUCAUCCCUGCUCUGGCUCUCUCUGGUGCCAAUGCCUGGUAUCUUUGGAAGGCUCACUGGGAGCACUGGGACCACAUGCCCCCUCUGGAGGAGCGCACCGAAUACCCCUACCAGAACAUUCGCACCAAGAACUACCAGUGGGGCGACGGAGACAAGACUCUGUUCUGGAACGAGUCAGUCAACUACCACAACAAGGACAAGGUCGCGUAAGAGGGUAUUCGCAUCGGCCAGGAUUAUGUGUUGCUAGCUGCAGUGAUAGACGAUUUCCUGGGUUACCCACCCUUGUACAAGUUCCCUUUGUUCAAUUGACAAUGGUGUUGAUAAUGGUCGUAUUGUGCCUCCAAUGGGCAACUCAUCGGUGAUAUACUCAAUGGCACACUGGUUUGCGAUAUUCUCGAGGAAGCUGGAGCAGCAAGAGGAAAGCCGUCCAGGACGCAAGGUCGGCUCAAAAUGCGUGGCUCCUUGAGGUAGACUAGCGAGUCCUACAUACGUUAUUUUCUCAAGACACAUGUCAACUAUCGCUGUUUAGCAG
Purpureocillium takamizusanense is the source of this 742-nucleotide messenger RNA. RefSeq names its product Cytochrome c oxidase subunit 13, mitochondrial (gene EAT5). Lineage: Eukaryota; Fungi; Ascomycota; Sordariomycetes; Hypocreales; Ophiocordycipitaceae. The coding region runs from base 34 to 420 and encodes 128 amino acids. Gene Ontology annotation, biological process: mitochondrial electron transport, cytochrome c to oxygen. Gene Ontology annotation, molecular function: enzyme regulator activity. The transcript has 5 exons. The record is from RefSeq and is a predicted model, not a curated record. Gene Ontology annotation, cellular component: mitochondrial inner membrane.